This is a messenger RNA of Notolabrus celidotus (New Zealand spotty), 2387 nucleotides long. It is a transcript of the gene cdk2, whose product is annotated as cyclin-dependent kinase 2. The coding region runs from base 597 to 1493 and encodes 298 amino acids. NCBI's taxonomy places the organism in Eukaryota, Metazoa, Chordata, Actinopteri, Labriformes, Labridae. Gene Ontology annotation, cellular component: cytoplasm; cyclin-dependent protein kinase holoenzyme complex; nucleus. Gene Ontology annotation, molecular function: ATP binding; cyclin-dependent protein serine/threonine kinase activity; cyclin binding. Gene Ontology annotation, biological process: protein phosphorylation; regulation of G2/M transition of mitotic cell cycle; G1/S transition of mitotic cell cycle. The transcript has 7 exons. The record is from RefSeq and is a predicted model, not a curated record.
CGUUGGUGGUGUUCGUUGUGAGUUCCUUCCUCUCCCGAAACAGCACGUCCUCGUCUGCACACUUUGAACCGCUGGCGUUAAAAUAAGUAAAACACUCAUUCCAUAACUAUAAACCUACUUUUCGUUUCUACCGGGCACCAAUCUCCCCCACGGCUUCUUCCUGAGAGGACACGUCCGAGAGCCGACUUAAAAGACUCGAACUUAGCAUCCGGUUACAUCCGCCGGUGUGUCCUGAACACGAAACGAGCGCUCCCGGACUAACGCGGGAAACGCCGCUCAGUUGGUUGAGUGUUUUCACAGAGUAGCCGCCACGCUAAUCCACAUAUCCUCAGACAUUAUCGUUUCAAGCCGCGCAAAUGACCCAGUCCCACAGUGUUUAGCUGUGUGGUUCUGACUUGAGACCUUUAUUCAUCGACUGGACCCCUACCGACCGACUGUGCUGAGUCCGGACCGCCUGAAGUAGACCGGACAAGCCGUUUAUUAUAUGUCGGUCCUUGUUUGUGCCUGUAGCCACCGAGCAGCCUUUAGCUCUCACACAAAGAGGGCUCCAUAACUAGCCAAACAGCAGAGACCCGUCCUCUUCUUUUAUUCUGAACAUGGAUGCUUUUCAGAAGGUGGAGAAGAUAGGCGAGGGGACGUACGGAGUGGUUUAUAAAGCUAAGAACAAAGCCACCGGAGAAACUGUUGCCCUGAAGAAAAUCAGACUGGACACGGAAACGGAGGGAGUACCGAGCACUGCCAUCCGAGAGAUUUCCCUCCUUAAAGAACUCAGUCACCCAAACAUUGUCAAACUGCGAGAUGUCAUCCACACAGAGAACAAGCUCUACCUUGUUUUUGAGUUCCUUCAUCAGGAUCUCAAAAAGUUCAUGGACUCCUCCUCAGUCACUGGUAUCCCGCUGCCUUUGGUUAAGAGUUAUCUCUUCCAGCUCCUGCAAGGCCUGGCCUUCUGCCACUCUCACAGGGUUCUUCAUCGAGACCUGAAGCCCCAAAACCUCCUCAUCAAUGCCCAGGGGGAGAUCAAGCUUGCAGAUUUUGGUUUGGCAAGAGCCUUUGGGGUGCCUGUUCGCCCGUACACACAUGAGGUGGUCACUCUGUGGUACAGAGCACCGGAGAUUCUCCUGGGCUGUAAGUAUUACUCCACAGCUGUCGACAUCUGGAGUCUCGGGUGCAUCUUUGCUGAAAUGAUCACCAGACGAGCCUUGUUCCCUGGCGACUCAGAGAUCGAUCAGUUAUUCAGAAUCUUCCGCACCUUGGGUACGCCAGAUGAGAAUGUCUGGCCAGGAGUUACAUCCAUGCCUGACUACAAACCGUCCUUCCCAAAGUGGGCCCUGCAGGAUUUAUCCAAAGUGGUGCCUCUUCUUGACGAGGAUGGAAGAGAACUGCUUGGGGAAAUGCUGAAAUACGAUCCAAACAAAAGGUUAUCAGCCAAAAAUGCCCUUGUGCAUCGAUUCUUCCGAGACGUCACCAUGCCGGUUCCUCAUCUGAGACUCUAAUGGCAACUGUGUUAAGGCAAUAAGGACCUCCUCACCUUGUGCUGAGUCUACUCUGAAAAGGACAGAAAAAUUGGACACUACAGGAUGUCCUGUCCGGUGAAUGAUAUCUGUUUAUUCCCAAAACCAGCAUUCAAAACCGUAUGUGUCCUCACAGUUGUGAUGUUUUCUCAACAGCGAUGUUAUCAUAGAUAUAAACGUUGAACUGUAAUUUUCAAUAUCAUUAUUUUCAUAUUUAUGUUCUACUGAUGUUUGUAAAGUUUAAUUGGGAUUGUCUUGUGUCUGAGUGCAGGUCAGACAGAGACUUUUAGUUUAGCUUUAGGCCAUUAAAUUCCCCAAUUUAAAGGGUGGUGGCUUUAGGAUGUCCACAUUGAAAUGAUGAAGUAGUCAGAGUUAAAUAUGACUGAAGAAGUUUGUGGGAUAGUGCAAAUGAUUAAUGUCACACUUUGUUAGAUUGUGCAGCAGCUGCAGAAGAAGAUAGUGAGUGAGUACUCUCAUUACAAGCUGUCACACAACCGUUACUCAAUGUGAGAAGUUAGUGUUAGAAGAAGACCAGAUUAAAGUGGUGUUCUCUUCAGUUCAUUCUCCCUCAGUUAGAUUUAAAGUCAAGAUCUAAAGGACCUUAAAAGGAUCUUGAGGAGUUUUAAAACAGCACCUUUGUUUAUUACUCAAAACUUUUAUAAGUAAUUCAGAUUUUCUGUCAGGGUUCCUCAGCAAAUUGAUGUUCUCAGAUUUGUACAUAGUUAUUUGCAAAUGUUCCCUGUUGUGAUUCAGAUUUUACAGAAUUCAAUGUGCUUUUGCAUCUUUCCUACUUCAGAUUUUAUUCAAACUAAUGAACUGUUUUUAUUGAUAUUGUUUGUUUUACAGUUUGAAAAAAUAAACCUGUUUUAAUUACUG